Molecule: messenger RNA, 810 nt
Organism: Rhizophagus irregularis DAOM 181602=DAOM 197198
Lineage: Eukaryota; Fungi; Glomeromycota; Glomeromycetes; Glomerales; Glomeraceae
Source: RefSeq, a predicted model, not a curated record
CUAAAAUAAAGGAAUGUGCUUGGUACGCGAGAGGCUUUUGUAUUUUAGGUCCACAUUGUAGACAUAAACAUGUACGAAAAGUUGUAUGUCAGUUGUACUUGAGUGGUUUCUGCCCAAAAGGGUCAGAUUGUCCUAAUGGACAUCCAAAAUAUGAAUUACCUACAGUACAGCGUGAUCAUGAUGGACUUGAAGAUGAAGGAAUUCAAAAAUAUUCUAUGGAAAAUGAAGAAAAUCAAAGAAUGGGACAACAACAGCAACAAACGCCGCCACAACAGCAACACCAACAACACCAACAACAUCAACAACAUCAACAACAUCAUCAACAGCACCAACAGCACCAACAGCAUCAACAUCAACAGCAUCAACAUCAACAACAUCAACAACAUCAACAACAUCAACAACAUCAACAACAUCAACAACAUCAACAACAACAUCAUCAACAUCAACAGCAACAUCACAAUUACCGAUCUUUAUCUGAAGUAACGUGUUUCAAGUGUGGAGAGAAAGGACAUUUCGCUAACAGAUGUCCAAGAGGACAAGGAAACCGUUAUUAAUUAGGUGGAUAAAAAAAUAAUUAUGUAGUCUAUUCAACAUAGGUAAAAAACAAAGAAAAACAUAUGCGUAUUCGUAGUGUAAAUGAUUUUAUUGUUUUUAUUGUUUGGUUGUUUUAUUUUUAAAUUAGCGAAAUAAAAUAUAUUAUUUAUUAGUUGUGAUAUCACUGGCUAUUAUCAAGAAAAUCUAAUCUUACAAAUAGCCUAUUAAUAUGUAAAUUAAUACUUUCAAUUUAUAAUAAAGAAAUUUUAGAGAUUA